Messenger RNA from Salarias fasciatus (jewelled blenny), 2749 nucleotides. RefSeq names its product actin-binding LIM protein 1-like. The coding region runs from base 39 to 2006 and encodes 655 amino acids. Gene Ontology annotation, cellular component: actin cytoskeleton; stress fiber. Gene Ontology annotation, biological process: lamellipodium assembly; cilium assembly; cytoskeleton organization. The record is from RefSeq and is a predicted model, not a curated record. Gene Ontology annotation, molecular function: actin filament binding. Lineage: Eukaryota; Metazoa; Chordata; Actinopteri; Blenniiformes; Blenniidae. The transcript has 20 exons.
CAUUCACCAGAGGGCUUUUGCAUCUUCAGGAUUGCUUUAUGGUUUCGGCCUUGGGGUCAGCCUGCAACCUGAACUGUUUGGCUGAAAGUCUCGACAGCAUGAGCGUGUCCAGCCUGCUUAACCUCAGCAGCCUGGGCAGGAUCUGCGGCUCCAGUCCCAGCAGGGACAUGGUGGUCCUGGACCGGGUGAAGAGGAAGAACUCGGUCAGGCGCAUGUCGAUCAUUGAGGACGGGCAGCUGGCCGAGGUCCUCUACCUGAUCCCCAAACAGUCCAUGAUGGAGCAGCUGCCGUUCCUCGACCCCAACGACUACAUCCUGUGUGAGAAGCUGGCGGCCAUCCCUGCUGAGAUGUCCGUGUGUGGCUGUGACCUGGGCCAGAGCGGCUUCUUCAUGAAGAACGGGGACUACCUCUGCCCGCUGGACUUCCAGCGGCUUCACGGCACGCUCUGCAGCAACUGCGGCGAGUUCGUGGAGGGAGAGGUGGUCACCGUCCUGGGGAAGACCUACCACCCGGCCUGCUUCGUCUGCACCAUCUGCAGGCAGCCCUUUCCUGCCGGGGACUGCGUCACGUUCAACGGGAAGGACUGUCUCUGUCAGCGCUGCAACGAACCCGAGUCUCCGACUCCGCCCGACGGCAGCUACGCCAAGAAUUGCAGUGGCUGCGGCAGAGACAUCAUGAACGGCCAGGCUCUCCUGGCCCUCGGAGGCCAGUGGCACCUCGGCUGCUUCAAGUGUAAAGCUUGCAAGAAAGUGCUGAGUGGAGAAUACAUCAGCAAAGACGGAGCGCCCUACUGUGAGAGAGACUACCAGCUUCAGUUCGGGGUUCAAUGUGAAACCUGCCAGAAGUUUAUAACGGGGAAAGUCCUGGAGGCCGGGAGCAAGCAUUACCACCCCGGCUGCGCACGAUGCAGCCGGUGUGACAAAAUGUUCAGAGAAGGAGAAGAAAUGUAUGUGCAAGGAUCAACAGUUUGGCACCCAGACUGCAGAGACGGCAGCCAAACUGAAGACAGCUACAGGGUCGACAGGCCAAAAACACCCUGUCUUGAUUUCUUUUACCCUGCACAUAAACUGAAGCCCGUGAGAUCUUCGUCUGAAAGCUCCUCGUCCAGGCCCGGCUCGUGCACGCCCGGCAGUCCCGCCCGGAACAUCUGUGCGAAGGUAGACAAUGAGAUCAUUGAUUACAGGGAUUUAGCAGCGAUUCCCAGAGUCAAGGCUAUAUAUGAUAUAGAGCAUCCUGAUAAGAUUUCCUAUAAGUCUGUGAGCAACAACUCCUCUGCUUUGGAAGAAAAAGGCAGCAGACAGGACAAUCUAAGCCCUGCAGAGUCGCCAGGGAACAUAUCUCAAAAUACAGAGGAGAGUUUUGAAUUGAGAACAAGAAUCCCGAAAUCUACAAGCCACGGAUCUUUCGGAGUUCACACGACGUACAAUCGUCACAGCUUCACUCCCACUCUGUCUCGAUCGCCGCAGCACUUCCACCGACCAGGUGUUGUGCCUUCACCUCCUUUAUUCUCUGGCAGCACUGACACCCGCCCCACUUCUCCUUCAUGUCACCUCUUUCCCUGUAAAUCCGAAGAUGAAGGUUUGAACCUGUACAGGAGGCCUCCCAUUUAUAAACAAGAUCCAAAUUCCUCCACAUCCCAAACAUGCUCUCUGCCUGGAUAUGGACACAAUGGCCUGAAUGGGCAACAAUCAGCUGAUUUCUCCCACUACAACGGCGACAGAUUCAGAGAUGUCAAGUUCAGCCAUGAUGGCCUGCAUCCAUUAGCACGAAUGGAAAGAGGAGUUUCUAUGCCCAAUUUGCUGGAACCAAAAGUCUACCCGUAUGAAGUGCUGUCAGUCACUAACAGAGGAAGAGUGCAGCUUCCCAGGGACGUCGACAGAACGAGACUUGAGCGUCACCUCUCUCCAGAUUCCUUUUUUGAAAUCUUCGGCAUGAGGAUUCAAGAAUUCGAUCAGCUUCCUCUUUGGAAACGUAAUGACAUGAAGAAGAAGGCAAAUCUCUUCUAAGUGAUGUCCAACGUAUGGUGGAGACUCUGUAAAUGUACAGUAAUUAUAAAGCUGUGAAGAAACUCUACAUUAUAUUUUUGCAAGUAGCACAUUAAGUAAACUAACUUUUGUCUGAAAACAGUGUAAAGCACAACUUUCUAAGGACACAAUCUUACAUAUCUCCUUUAUUCUCUGAUUUGCUGCACUUUGUUUGCUGGUUGGUAAUUAUUUAUAUUUCCCAGAAGUCUGCAUUCAAAUUGAACUUCCUAAAUGUAUCCAGUUCUUACCCACUGAUCAUCAAUUCGGGCCAUAUUACAGUGUUUCUGUUGCUAAGUGAACGUUUGUUGAUUUCUGUAACAUCCACCAAUAAAAUAACGGACCGUCCUUAACUGAGCCUUUACAAGACCGACCUUUGUUCAGUGAUUUUAUUGCGUUCGGCAACAGUAUUGCAAACACACACAGUGAUCAAACGUUUAAUUUACAGUUAAUGACAUAAAAAAUUUAAGAUUAGUCACCCAGAAACCCUGACGAGACAAAUACAACUAAAAUAUUAAUCUCAUUGGAUUAUUUUUCUGAUAAACGGAGAAAAAAUGACAGUCGGGUUGAACUGGGCCUACUCACCCAUAACAUCUCCAUCCGUCUUUAUGCUGUUAUUUAGCUCAGUGUUGCAGGAGCUGAGAUUCAGACCGGUGAUAUUCUCACUGUGAGGUGAUCUCGCUAAUCACUAUAUCACUUGAAAAUACUGUUGAAUAAUUGUAUUAAUC